Molecule: messenger RNA, 1406 nt
Organism: Anopheles nili
Lineage: Eukaryota; Metazoa; Arthropoda; Insecta; Diptera; Culicidae
Product: neuropeptide CCHamide-2 receptor-like
Exons: 5
Coding region: 1-1272 (423 amino acids)
Biological process (GO): G protein-coupled receptor signaling pathway
Cellular component (GO): membrane
Molecular function (GO): G protein-coupled peptide receptor activity
Source: RefSeq, a predicted model, not a curated record
AUGAGCUCCCUACGGUACUAUCGCGGAAACUUCACAUCCGAAGCCCCACUAUCCGAAGGAAAGGAUGCUGUAAACCGAAUACAGAAGUCUAUUCGACUGCUGACGGAAGAAACUGGAUCAGAGGGGUCGCACACGUGGACGAGCCCCGUACCAAACGGUUCGCUGAAGGAGCUUGUCCUGGACGAAGUGAUCGUUGACGACUACGUGCCAUAUGAACAGCGGCCAGAGACGUACAUCGUGCCGGUAGUGUUCGCCCUAAUAUUCAUCGUCGGGAUCGUCGGCAAUGGCACGCUGGUGGUCAUAUUUCUACGACACCGUGCGAUGCGCAACAUUCCCAAUACGUACAUAUUCUCGCUGGCCCUAGCCGACUUACUGGUGAUACUGAUCAGCGUACCUCUCGCAUCAAUGCUCUAUACCCUUGAGUCCUGGCCGUGGGGUGGUGCCCUAUGCCGGGUAUCCGAGUUCGCCGAGGAAAUCUCGAUCGGCGUAUCCGUGUUUACGCUGACAGCGCUCUCAGCCGACCGGUACUGUGCCAUCGUGAAUCCGCUGCGAAAUCUCCAGACACGCCCACUUACGGUUGUUGUGGCGUUUUUUAUCUGGGUGCUAGCCAUCAUCUGCGCGAUUCCAUCGGCGGUCAUGUCUGACGUGGUGGUGGUCCGACUUCCAAACAAAACCAUCGAGUUCUGCUCUCCAUUUGGACCACAGGCGAGAGAUUCCAGCUACUCAAGGUACAAAACGGUGAUAAACUCCAUCGUCUACUACUUCCUGCCGCUCUCCAUCAUCGCCAUCCUGUACGUGCUGAUGGCACAUCGGCUCCAUACCAGCGCCCGAGAGAUGCCGGGUGAGAAUGCUGGCCAUCAGAGCCGUUCACAGGCCCGAGCCCGUCGCCACGUUGCUCGAAUGGUUAUCACCUUCGUCGUCGUCUUUAUCGUUUGCUUCUUGCCGCAUCACGUGGUCGAGUUGUGGUUCCAUUUGAAUCCGAAAGCCGAGGAGGACUACGAUGACUUUUGGCACAUUUUCCGCAUCACUGGCUUCUGUCUCAGCUUCCUGAACUCAUGUCUCAAUCCUGUGGCACUGUACUGUGUGUCGGGUGUUUUCCGGCAGCACUUCCACCGGUAUCUGUGUUGCCGCCCAAUGACGGUCCAGCGUCGGAUCGGACUGUCGUCUGCCGGUAACGCCUGUGAAACGAGCUUCGUAUCGACCAUCCGUCGCUCGCAUAACAACAGCAUUCGGAAGUCGCUGUCGGUGCAGAGCGUCCAUGGGAAAAGGUGAAAGUUCGUGCGUCUGGUCGUGACUGGACGCGGUCGCGCGGACGCCAAAGACCAGAAUCUGCCGCAGGACCAGCACCAUCACCAACCAAAGGCCGGCCAGAUUUAAGAAGCUUUUCAUGGUAACGUAUCCUUACG